UUGGCAUCCCGGCGCUUAGCGCAGUUUAUCGUGCGCCGUCCACGCGCACGUUUUAUUCGUGCGCGCGCGCGCGCGUUCACAUAUAUAUAUAUAUAUACAUACAUAUACCUUUUAUCCAUACGGGUUCUUUUUAAAUAAUAUUUUUUCGGGUUUGUCAACGCGUGUACGUGUCCUGCGUGUUGUUUGUUUGCUUGCUUGCUUGCUUGCUUACGUGCGUAAGUGUAUGCGUGCGUGAGUAAGUGCAUACGUGCGUGUUGAAUGCACAAAAAGUUACAAACUGGUAUCGUAUUCGGAUAAGUAUCUGGAUUCAACUAAUUAGAAAAUUAUGAUUGUAUUUGUUAAUUCGGAUGAAAAUAAUUGAAAUUUACGAAUUUAUUAAACCGAAUUUAGGAAGUGCGCGCUAUUCGUACCUGAUAUCCUAAUUCUGACAAAGUACUCCCAUUAUUAUUAUUAUUGUGAGUAAGACUGGAUCUUGAAUUUGUCUAAGAAAUGUUCAUCGUUUUAUUCGAAUGAUAAAAAUAAAGAAUUUUACGAGGAGAGAGUUUAGACAAAUCGAUGAAUUUUAAAAGGAGAGAGAAAGGAUCAUGAGGAGGAUGAAUGAUCAUCGAGGAACGAGUUUACGAGUUAUUUAUUCGUCUGAAAUUCAAGCUUGUUACUUUAUCGAACGAACGGAUAAAGUGUUUAAGCAAAUUGGAAGAGUGGUUAAGAAAAUGGGAAAGAACAAAAUUGUUAAAUUCGUCAUGUCCAGGAGAGAUUUAAUUUUAUCGUGAAUUAGUAUUGUAAUUGUUAAUUUUUCGGAAUAGUGUGUUAUCAAUGAUCCUAAUAAUAAAUAUGAAAGUAGAAAUUAAUCGUGAAGAAAAUUAAGUGAUCCAAUUGAAAUCAAAAGUAAAAAUGUCGACGGAAGAAAGUAGCGGGGGUACCCCCGCUAAUACAACAGAAGAAACAGGAGUUCGUCAUACAACUACUACAAGACGAUUAUCGAAGGAAUAUAAAUUCUUUCGGAGUUUCAGUGCUAAGGUGGAAAAUUGGCCGAUGCGAAAGGCGGAAGCACUUUGGCGUCGAAUGCGUGAACGAAAAAUUGCAGGUAAGCACCGAACGAUUACGAACGAAUGUUCCAGUAUAGUAGUCACGAGUGAAACACUAAAUCCGUUGAUAUUCCUUUCCUCGUAGUAAAUCGAUCGAGAGACAACAAGACUACUCUUAACUCGAAUUUUCUCUAAACGAUGUAUACGACAUAGAUUAUGUUUCUACCAAUUGAAAGAGAGAGAGAGAGAAAGAAAAAGAAAAAGAGGCCAGUUGAUUUCGUGCAAUGCUAUUACUAAACAGUUGUUGCAUUGGAUGUAUGAUGCUGUAACACAACAGUGAACAGAUGUCUCGAGUGAAAAUGUAAUAAAGAAAGAAAUAAAGUGAGAUAGAGAAUAAGAAUGAUUGUUAUUCGUUAUGAAUUACAUUCAUUUAUUUAUAUCAGGGCAAAAUAAAU
Polistes canadensis is the source of this 1480-nucleotide messenger RNA. RefSeq lists its product as uncharacterized. Lineage: Eukaryota; Metazoa; Arthropoda; Insecta; Hymenoptera; Vespidae. The transcript has 4 exons. The record is from RefSeq and is a predicted model, not a curated record. Bases 892 to 1170 code for a protein of 92 amino acids.